CGAUGGACUUUGCUGCGCUUCUGCGAGAAGAGCGACGGAAGGCCGCAGCAACGCGGCAUCACACCGCAAACGCCAGAGAAGCUCAGAUAAAUGAGAAAACGAUUGUCCCUGACGUGCGAGAUGCGGCCGUCGACUUGGCUCCGCUUCAGUUUGCGCGUCGACUUCCCGUGGACCUCGAACUGUCCCGUGUGUGCAAAUCCAUUAUCUCGUCAGUGCAUUACAUCCCAGAUUGGCUCUCGUGCGACGAGGAACGUGCGAUUCUCGAUCGGGUGGCAGCAGCGCCGUCGGCAGCGUGGGUUCAAUUGAAGCACCGUCGGUUGCAAGUGCAUGGCGGAACAGUGACCAACAAGUACACGCCAGCACCCCUGCCAUCAUGGCUGCAAGCGUUGUCGACAAGCUUUGUCGAGAUGGGCCUCUUCGACACAGCCCACACGCCAAACCAUGCGCUGAUCAAUGAGUACAGACCUGGCGACUACAUUCUCCCUCACGAAGACGGACCCUUGUACCAUCCCCUCGUCGCGAUCGUGAGCCUCGGCGCUAACGCUGUCAUGUCAUUCAAGCGCCAUCGACAUCUUGUCGACCAUGCCUCGUCCGAAACGAUUCCCAUCCGCGUCAACCGCCGCAGUCUCAUUGUGUUCACAGACCAAGCGUACACCGAACAUCUGCACAGCAUCGACGACGUUGCGCCAGCCACUCGGGUGUCCCUGACAAUUCGGCAUGCGCUGUCGUUGUAGGUGGCAACCAACUCUCGUACGACAAAUCUCCACUUCAAUCAGUGGCCUCCUGUCAAGACCACGUUUUCCCGACAUCGCAUUGGUUUCGUCGCCUGGUCUGGUCUUAAAACCGAUCAACGAAAAC
This is a messenger RNA of Aphanomyces invadans, 858 nucleotides long. RefSeq lists its product as hypothetical. The record is from RefSeq and is a predicted model, not a curated record. The annotation marks the transcript as partial. The transcript is spliced from 3 exons. NCBI's taxonomy places the organism in Eukaryota, Oomycota, Saprolegniomycetes, Saprolegniales, Verrucalvaceae.